AUGCGCAGCGUCCGCGCCUGGUGCCUCGACGCCGCCUCGAAGGGAGUAGUGAUCGUAGUCAUCGCGCGCGCGCUGCAGCCACGCAUUAACCUGGUAGCACAGCUCAUGCUGUGCCUCGAGAGGACGCUCCGCCUGCGGUCGCGCCACGACGCGCUCAUGGUGCUCGCGCGCGCCGACAACGCCCUCCGCGCCAAGGUUUCAGAGAUGGUCCGGUCGAUCAAAGAUCACUUCGCGAAAUUACCGCAAAGCGCGAAGUGGGCGGCCGGCGGCGCCUGCGUCGGCUACCUCGGCGCCUACGUCGCGCUCGCGCGACGGCCGAAGCUGACGUCGCGGAAAGGCGUCACGGAGGACAUUUUGGCCAACUGUGACAUUGUACGAAGAAGGUACUGGCCGCACCCGGUAACCGCGUUAAAUGGAGCGAGCGCCACGUUACAGCUCGGUUCGAGGAUGCCCUACGCCGGCUGCGGCGUGCUGACGGCGCCCUACGUGGAACGCUUGCAGUUGGAUGAUGGAGGCACCGUGGCGUUGUCCUGGUGGCGCUGCCCGCACCAGACGUCGCGGUCCGACGUCGCGGUGGUCUUCCCUGGCGUGAACCUGUGUGGAAAUCAGGCGGCCGUGCCGGCUCCGUCGAGCGGUGAGAAAUCGGCAUCGCCACGCCAUCGAGCAGGCAUCGCGUCGAUGGCGUGAAGGACGACGCGACGAUUCAGCACGCCGUAAAAUUUUGAGUUCCACACAGGCCUGAACAACUCGAGCGAGACGGGCUUCGUGCGGUCCUUACUGGCCCAGUUGGAUGGUGCGGGCUUCCUCGCCGUGGCCUACGAUUAUCGGGGUGCGGGCGCGUCCGGGGUGCUCACAUCGACCAAACCUUAUAGUGCUGAUGCGUGGCGCGACUUCGACGGAGUCUUGGAGCAUAUAAGGAAGGAGGUCGGCCCGAAAUGUCGUUUGUUUCUCGUGGGUCAAAGUUUAGGUGGUGCGAUCCUGGCCAAGUAUCUGAGUUCGAGAAAUCCACGCGUGACAGCUGCAUGCACGGUCUCGUCGCCGCGAUCCUUCGCCGCGAGCAGCGCCCAGAUGCGGAGCGGUCCCUUGGCACGUCUACAAAACUUCGCCAUAGCCAUCCCCCUGAAAGUAAGCUGGUUCUUGAGUGGACGGAAGAGCGGCCGCAAGCGCGACGUUCUUUUUGCGCGGUCGAUCUACGACAUCGAGGCGGCGGUCAUCUGUAAACCCUGGGGCCACGCGAACCCCGAGGCCUACUACGAGGCGAACGACGGGUUUGCGGAUCUAGGGCGGUUGAGUUGUCCGUUGCUUUGUGUGCAGUCAAGUGAUGAUAAUGUCGUGCCCUUUUGUGGCAAGUACGCCAUCUCCGACGCGACGCUGGUGAACCUGAGUCCCUUCAUUGCGUGCUGCACGACGUUGUUAGGGGGCCACCUGUCCUUCCUAGAUUGGCGGGGGCGGUCGUGGGCGGACCGCGCCGUCGUCGAGUUCUUCGCGGCGGCAGCUAAACGGCUGCCUUCCUCGCAAAUCGGUGAAGAGGAAACGCGUAAACGGACGAAGAUGCGCCGGUCGCCCUCGUGGCGCGAGGCCGCGCCGCGCGCGUCGCCUCCCGAAAAGCGGCCGCCCGCAAAACCGGCGGCCGCGACGCCGGUUUCCGAAAGGCGGCGGGCCCUGCCGUCCGUCAAGGGCGUGCUGGCGGGGAUGUAG
Messenger RNA from Pelagomonas calceolata, 1698 nucleotides. The record is from the annotation of a GenBank genome assembly. NCBI's taxonomy places the organism in Eukaryota, Pelagophyceae, Pelagomonadales, Pelagomonadaceae.